Molecule: messenger RNA, 2317 nt
Organism: Rattus norvegicus (Norway rat)
Lineage: Eukaryota; Metazoa; Chordata; Mammalia; Rodentia; Muridae
Gene: Tcp10b
Product: t-complex protein 10b
Source: RefSeq, a predicted model, not a curated record
GUCGGUUUAGAAUGGACAGGUUUCCUGAAGUUCUUAAGCUAGCUGUGUAGAGGGCGCAGAGAGCUGUUGGGAUAUGGCCUAGAUGAGGAAUAUCCUGGUAGAAGUCACCAUCUUAGGCUAGGCUAUGGAGUUGUAAGUUGGGGACCAGGGGUUUGUCCUGAUGAGAGGCAGUCAAAGCUUCCACAGCAAGGGUCUGACGAAGGACUAAGACCUCCCAGGUGCCCUCUCAAGGCCCUGCUCGCCUCAAGAAUGCUUACUGGUCACCUCGAGGCUAAGGAGUCAGCUGAAACAAAUCAUGUUAGAGGACCAGAGUCAGGGAGGAGGAGGGCCCAACAAUGAGAAGAAGAAGAUGGAGGCCAAAGCCCAGGCCCCUGGGGAGGACAGCAAGACUGAUGAGGUUGUGGGGCUGCAGAAGCAGAUCUCUGACCUUGGGACAGAACUCACAAGACAGUCAUCAUGGUGGUGCGUAGCUCACAAAGACCUCCAGAGUCAGAUCGAUGCUCUGAUAAAGGAGAACCAGGAGAUCCGUGCAGAGUUGCAGACCUUGAAGAAGCAGGACUCGGAGGCCCCAAAAGCCCCUACAGCCUCACCAUCCCCGCCAACAGCGACCAACACUCUGGUACAGCAGAUUUUCUGCAUUACGGAGAUAGCAGCAUACGAAGGAUGCACCCUCCCAUGUAGGCACAGUCUCCACUGGGUACCCCGUGAGGGCUUAACGAUUAUAAAUCACACAGAACUGACACCAGUGUACAUACGGAUAGAGGGGAUGGAUUCUGAGAAAACAACAUCAUGGGAUGAAAGAGAUGACGCGCCUUCUGGAAGUCCUCAAAACGGGAGUACAAUGGCCACCGGAGGAACAGACUCUCUGGAGGAAAGACUGUCUUUUACAUCUUUAGAUGAAAAGGUUAUACACAUGUCUUCCAAAUUUCUGCAAAGAGGCUUUGGCAGACUGUCACCAGAACCACUUUCUGACAGCACAUUCCUGGACACAGAGUCACCGGCUGAUAUCUGGUCUUCCAAUCCAGACACUUCAGAAGGUGAGAUUCUCCUGCAGGCCCGAGCAAGCAGGGUCCUCCCUUGUUUUCCCCCGAAUGCAGUGUGGCUGCAGAAUAUUCCAGCAAAGUCAAGAGUUCCUAAAGAAGUACAGCAAACCUCGGACACUACAAAGGAAGAUGAGACACAGGAAAAGCGACACUCAAACGGCAAGGUGGAGCGGUUGCUCAGUGACGGGCGAACUAUCAUCACCUUCCCCAAUGGGACCAGGAAAGAGAUCAGUGCUGACAAGAAGACCACCGUCAUCAAGUUUUUUAAUGGUGACAUGAAGAAGGUCAAGUCCGAUCAGAGAGUGGAACAGCACGACCAGGAAUACUUGGGAAGGAAAGACUUUAUUUGGCUCACAUGUCCCCAUCAUGAUAUCGAGGGAAAUCACCAUCAUUGCAGGAAGUUGGAGAUUUAUUAUUAUGCGGACGCUCAGACGACGCACACAACCUACCCAGAUGGUGUCGAAGUUGUGCAGUUUCCUAACAAGUGGACUGAAAAAUUCUACCCGGAUGGCUCCAAGGAAACCGUGUUUCCUGAUGGGACAGUGAAACAGCUCAAGGAUGGAUGUGAGGAGACUGUGUUCCCCGAUGGGACAUUUGUGACAGUGAAAAGGAAUGGAGACAAAACCAUCAUGUUCAGCAACGGACAGAAAGAAAUCCACACAGCCAGGUUCAAGCGGAGGGAAUUCCCAGAUGGCACCACCAAGACGGUGUACUGCAAUGGCUGCCAGGAAACCAAGUAUGCCUCAGGGAGGAUCAGAGUCAAAGACGAGACGGGAACUGUCAUCCUGGACUGGAAGUAGUACAUCUAAAGGACUCAAUGCCAGGCAGUAGCUUCAACUUCCAAAUAUAGUUUUGACUAAAAUAGACAAAGCAACUCACAUUGAUAGGUUCCCUCUGACAAUCUUGGAGAUCUCCUUAUGCAUGAGGAGUAAAGAGACAUCCAAAAAUUUGGAAAGAAAGAGACCAUGUAGCCACCAUCUUGGGAGAAAGGUCAGAGAAACAGUAGCCAGAAAUUAGGCCCGGGACAUGGCCUUGUCCAGACCAUGCCUUCUGUCAGAGCCUGGCCCUGGAGUAGGGGGUAUAAGGGAAGCAGCAACAUCACUGCCAGCUAAUUCCUGGGAGCAGCCAUUAACAACAACUGUCUCCAAGUCUUGCUUGGCCAACGCCUACCUACCUGCAUCUACUUCUACCCCCUUUAAGAGUCCUUAUAAGUAGGAUCCUGGGGGAUGUAUCUUCACUGGUGCCUGAUGUAUCAAUAAACAUGAUUAACCAUC